Thamnophis elegans (Western terrestrial garter snake) is the source of this 3638-nucleotide messenger RNA. It is a transcript of the gene HIC2, whose product is annotated as HIC ZBTB transcriptional repressor 2. The transcript has 3 exons. The coding region runs from base 346 to 2058 and encodes 570 amino acids. NCBI's taxonomy places the organism in Eukaryota, Metazoa, Chordata, Lepidosauria, Squamata, Natricidae. Gene Ontology annotation, molecular function: protein binding; DNA-binding transcription factor activity, RNA polymerase II-specific; RNA polymerase II cis-regulatory region sequence-specific DNA binding. Gene Ontology annotation, cellular component: nucleus. Gene Ontology annotation, biological process: regulation of transcription by RNA polymerase II. The record is from RefSeq and is a predicted model, not a curated record.
CGUUCCUGAAGCCCACACUGGACGAUGCUGGCCGUGUCGUGGGCCUGGUGGGGUUGUGCGUUGUCCCACGGCCCUAAAUAGGUCAGGGGGGGGGGAGAAGGUUGUGUUUUGAGAGGCAUUCUUGACUUCUGGAGGUUACAGAACUGGAGUUGGGUGGUUGAGUUCCACCUCCUGGAGUUGACUAUCCUGCUCUGUUUUUUGGGGGGAUUCCCUUCCAAGAGUGGACCAGACAAUGGCAUGGAGGACAUCUCGGCGUUGAGGUGAUGUUAGAUGUUACCCCAGGGCGAAUCCCCCUGUUGGUAGCUGAGGUGAUCAGGUGACCAGGAAAGGGAAGACAAGGUGGAGAUGGAACUGCCAAAUCAUGCCAAACAUUUGCUCCUGCAGCUUAACCAGCAACGAGCCAAAGGUUUCCUUUGCGAUGUGAUCAUCGUUGUCGAAAAUGCCCUCUUCCGUGCCCACAAGAACAUCCUGGCAGCCAGCAGCAUGUACUUCAAGUCCCUCAUCUUGCACGACAACCUGAUCAACUUAGAUACCGACAUGGUCAACCCUACCGUGUUCCGGCAAAUCUUGGACUUUAUUUAUACUGGCAAGCUCUUAAUGACCGACCAGCCUGGUGAGCAGAACUUCAAUGCUCUCCUCACCGCAGCAAGCUACCUCCAACUGCCUGACCUGGCGGCCCUUUGUAGGAAGAAGCUCAAGCGCAGCGGGAGGUCCUUCGCUGGCCGGGCUGGUGGAGCCUCCAGCGUCGGGCGGCCGCCUCGGAGUCAGAGACUUGCCACCGCUUCUGUCAUUACUCGUUAUUCAGGGUCAACCGAAGGGAUGAAGGGCUCUCAGCCGAAGGAGAUGCCAAAGGCGAAGGUCUCGGAUGACGAGGUCUUCAUGAACAGUUCCAACCAAGAGAAUUCUCACGCCUUGAGUAGGGGCCUGGGCGAGGGGAGUAACAGCACCAACGGGAGCUGUGUGGACCAGGAACUUGGGCUGGAUCUGUCCAAAAAAAGUCCCUCCCUGCCCACUGUAGCCCCCCAAGACGAUACCCCACACGGAGAGAGUCAGCGCGGCUCCCCCCGGCCUGCCUCAGCCCCCACCGCCAACAGUGCCUCAUCGUUCGAAGAGUCCAUCUCUGGAGCCCCUCCCGCCCUACUAGACAACUGCGAGCCCAUGGAGAUGGACCUCAGUGAAGACCGCCAGUCCCUCCCCGAAGGCAACCAGCGAAAGAGCCUACGCCAUUCAUCGCGCAAGAAAGAGUGGAUCAAGAAGGAUUGCGCCUUCGACCGGAAGGAGGGCGGGGGCAAAGGUUGCGAGGAGGGCGAGGGGUUGCCCAACGGCAUUCUGAUGGGCCCCUUGUGCAAGUCCGCCGAGCGCAGCCUAGGCCUGAGCCCUUACGGCUCAGAGCCACCGUUGCACGCCUGCAAAGAAGAGGUGGAGAACGGCAAAGAGAAUAGCGAGGACAGCGGCCAGAGUGAAAGCGAGAAUGGUGGGCACAGCAGCGCCAACUACGUCUACCGGCAGGAAGGCUAUGAACCGGUGGCCUUCGGGGACAACCUGUACGUCUGUAUCCCAUGCGGGAAGGGUUUCCCCAGCUCGGAGCAGCUCAAUGCCCACGUAGAGAAACACACGGAAGAAGAGUUGUACAUCAAGGAGGAAGGGACGUUCGAGGAUAAAGAAGAAGAGGCCGAGGAUUUGUCGAACCCCAACCAGCCCUACACCUCGGAAUCGCGGCCGUUCAAGUGCUCGGUCUGCGAGAAGAGCUACAAGGAUCCGGCCACCCUCCGGCAGCACGAGAAGACUCACUGGCUGACGCGGCCCUUCCCUUGCAACAUCUGUGGCAAGAUGUUCACCCAGCGGGGCACCAUGACUCGGCACAUGCGCAGCCACUUGGGACUCAAGCCCUUUGCCUGCGAGGAGUGCGGGAUGCGCUUCACCCGGCAGUACCGGCUGACCGAGCACAUGCGCGUCCACUCAGGGGAAAAGCCCUACGAAUGUCAACUGUGCGGCGGGAAAUUUACCCAGCAACGAAACCUCAUCAGCCACUUGAGAAUGCAUACCUCUCCUACAUGAAGCCAAAGUCUCUCCAAGGAGCUCUGAGCCCCUCCAAACCCACCCACCCACCAUAAAUACCCCUUAGACUUGCUGCUUUAAUACAGACUACACAAACGAGGGACGUUCGUCUCCCCUCUUCAGUCAUGGAAGGCGUGAACCAAACAGCUUUACUUUCUUCCUUCCUUCCUUUCUUUCUCCUCCUGUUUCCCUCCCCCCUUGUCUUUUUCCCCUUCCCCUAUUCCAAGGAAAAAAAAAACCCAGCCCCAAUUUAACUCCCAGACUCCUUCCCCUUUGCAUCAGCUUUUCUCUCAGGGCCUGUUGGGAUCAAAGUGGAGCAAGGAGCCAUUGUAGGGGAUGUGGAACCUCAAGAAGGAUCUCCACUGUAGAGGGAAAGUGGGGUGGUCUAGGAAGUCCUUCCUGGUGGAUGCCAAUCCAAAUUGAGGGCCCCAUGGGAAAGGGAGGAGGAGGGGCAAGGUGGUCUUUGUCGUGGAAGCAAGGGACUGCCCCUCAACUCCCCUCGGUUUACUUUCUUAGCACUUUGGAAUUGCUAUGGUAGAACUUCCGCCACAGUAUUAUUUUUGUUCUCUUCUGACCCAACUCCAAGAACACCCUUUAUUGGCCAAUAGAUGGCCUUCUUGGUUGUUGUUGUUUGCUUCUUUAAUCCAUUUGUGGGAGUUGGGUUGUUUAUUUUUUACAAUGGAUCUGGUUUCAGAGAUUAUCCCUCAAUGGGAUUGCAAUGGGAGAUGUUCCUUGCCAAUGGAGGCCAAUCGGUUCGUUCUUCCUUCCUUCCUUGGGGAAGGUGGCGGGACUCUUCAAUGGAAAGGACGCUUCCAUUGGCUGAAAGAGAGGAAGUCCCAUUGGCUCCGCCCACCAUCUCCUCCCCCCCCUCCAUUUCUACAUGGUGCUUUCCACUUAGGAAGGUUUUCUUCCAACUAUUCCUUCUCCACCAAGUUCUAAGGGAAGAGCUGGUCCGCCUUAACCAUCACACCCUAAUCUUGGACUUCUUCUGGUCCAACUCUCCUUCUCAACCUCUUUUGAUCUCUCGAGCCUUAUCCAUGACUGAAUGGGGGUGGGAGGGGCUGAGUGACACCCCGCUACCCGCUCCUCCCCAGGAAUUUCUUUCAAACGAGCAGGGGUCAUAUCUGUGUUAAUUUCCUUCCCUCCCUUAGUUUUUGUAUGGAUAUUUUUUGCUUAGAGGUACUUGUUCUAUUAUAAGAGGAAAAACGAUGCGUUUGUUCAUAUUGAUGUAAGUGUUGGAACCGGAAAGUUUGAGGGACUUUGGGCGGGCAGCGGGAAUGGACGUAGGCUGGAAAUGGCUACAAGUUCCUUUAGGUACCUUUUCAUUUUCAUUUUUAUUUUAUUUUUUACUUUGGGGUGCGCGUAUGUGUCUGUCCGUCUUGUCUGCACGGGGUUGUGUCCGCGUGCACUUAGCUUUUUCCCUCCUUCACUAAAGAGUUGGGUCAGAAUGGCAAGGGCCCACUUCCUUUUCUACCUCUUGAACUCACAAGAACAAUAAGAUGGUUAGCGAAAUAAUUAGGUGUGGUGUUUUGUCCCAGCCCUCUCCCCUCCAGCCUCCCCACCCCACCUAUCCCCCCAGU